Molecule: messenger RNA, 4670 nt
Organism: Pogoniulus pusillus (Red-fronted tinkerbird)
Lineage: Eukaryota; Metazoa; Chordata; Aves; Piciformes; Lybiidae
Gene: PBX3
Product: PBX homeobox 3
Exons: 9
Coding region: 1028-2269 (413 amino acids)
Biological process (GO): animal organ morphogenesis; regulation of transcription by RNA polymerase II; embryonic organ development
Cellular component (GO): nucleus
Molecular function (GO): DNA-binding transcription factor activity, RNA polymerase II-specific; RNA polymerase II cis-regulatory region sequence-specific DNA binding
Source: RefSeq, a predicted model, not a curated record
CUCUCGCGCGCGGCCGCUCUCGUCGUUCACAGGGUGACACGUCCGCGGUGAGUGAGUGGCGUUGGCAGGCUGUCAAUCCUCACCGGAGCGGCCAUCAAACACCGUGAAACACACACGGGCGCCGGGCGGCGGGGCCCAUAAAUUCCGGCGGGCCGAUAUUUUUGCACAUUGCUUUGCAGAGAGUGUGUAAUUAAUUUUUUUACAGUUCUUUCCCCGUUAUUUCCGCUCUUUUCUUUGCACAAGUUCAAACUUUUGAUUGCUGCUGUUUCCCCCCCGUUGCACAGACUUGGGAUCGUUUGUUAUUUUUUUUGGGGGGGGAGGGCGAUUAAUUUGAUUUUUUUUUUUCCCCUCUGUGAUUGUGUUUUCUUGGCUUUUUUAUGUUGCAAUUUGGGGGUGGGGGUGUUCGCUGGUUUGUUGUGGUUUUUGCUGUUUGCCACCCUCCGAACUUCUGAAGGAUUUGAAAGCAAGUUGGGUUUUUUUAAUUAUUUUUGUAUUCUUAUUUUUUAAUAAAUUUUGCCUUUUUUUGCAAAAGAAGAUUUUUUGGACAAGUGGGGAAAGACAUAAAAAGCAACAAUAAAAAUAAAUUAUUAAAAAAAAAAGCUUUGGAGGAAGAUUGUACCAGGAAAAGAAAACUGCACAGAAACCUUAUCAACUCAUUUAUCCAAGCCACAAAUAUGAUGAUGAUGAAAGAAGAUUGUAACUAAAGAAGAGAGUGAUUUACUGCACCGGGAAGAAGAGAGUGGAAUAAACAGCUGAGAUCCGGUCAAAACACAAAUACUGAUUUUUUGUUGUUGUUGUUUUGUUUGGCUUUUUUUUUUCUUUCUUUUUUUCUUUUCUUUUUUUUUUUUUUCCUCCUUUUUUUCCUUUUGGUGUGUGUGUGCAAGAGCGAAGUAAGGAGCCCGGCGCUGAGGCUGACUCGGGCACCCGUGGUCGCUCGGUUGUUCCGUCGGUCUGUCGGCCGGCGCUCCCGCUCCCCCCGCAGCCCGGCGCUCCUCCGCCCGCAGCCGGCCCGGGCCGCGGCGGAGCCAUGGACGAUCAGUCCCGGAUGCUGCAGACGCUGGCCGGCGUGAACCUGGCCGGGCACUCGGUGCAGGGGGGCAUGGCCCUGCCUCCUCCCCACGGACACGAAGGGGCAGACGGCGACGGCAGGAAGCAGGACAUCGGCGACAUCCUCCAUCAGAUCAUGACCAUCACUGACCAAAGCCUGGAUGAGGCACAAGCAAAAAAACACGCACUGAACUGCCACAGGAUGAAACCCGCCUUGUUCAGUGUCCUCUGCGAGAUCAAGGAGAAAACAGGUUUGAGCAUCCGAGGAGCCCAGGAGGAAGACCCUCCCGAUCCCCAGCUAAUGAGACUAGACAAUAUGCUUCUGGCAGAAGGAGUCUCAGGUCCGGAGAAAGGUGGGGGAUCGGCGGCAGCAGCUGCAGCCGCAGCAGCCUCUGGAGGGUCUUCAGAUAACUCUAUUGAACACUCAGAUUACAGAGCCAAAUUGACCCAGAUCAGACAAAUCUAUCACACAGAGCUGGAGAAAUAUGAACAGGCAUGUAAUGAAUUUACCACACAUGUGAUGAACCUUCUCAGAGAACAGAGCCGGACACGUCCCAUUUCUCCCAAGGAGAUUGAAAGGAUGGUGGGCAUCAUUCAUCGAAAAUUCAGCUCCAUCCAGAUGCAGCUCAAACAAAGUACUUGUGAAGCAGUAAUGAUUUUAAGGUCAAGGUUCCUUGAUGCCAGACGGAAAAGGCGUAACUUCAGUAAACAAGCCACAGAAAUCUUGAAUGAGUAUUUUUACUCCCACCUCAGUAAUCCCUACCCCAGUGAAGAAGCCAAAGAAGAGCUGGCAAAGAAAUGCAGCAUCACAGUAUCACAGGUGUCCAAUUGGUUUGGAAAUAAGAGAAUCAGGUACAAGAAGAACAUUGGGAAGUUCCAGGAAGAAGCCAAUCUCUACGCGGCAAAGACGGCUGUGACUGCAGCGCACGCCGUGGCCGCGGCCGUCCAGAACAACCAGACAAACUCCCCCACCACACCAAACUCUGGUUCUUCUGGUUCUUUUAACCUCCCAAAUUCUGGGGACAUGUUCAUGAACAUGCAGAGUCUGAAUGGGGAUUCUUACCAGGGGUCCCAAGUCGGAGCCAAUGUGCAGUCACAGGUGGAUACCCUGCGUCAUGUUAUCAAUCAGACGGGAGGAUACAGUGAUGGCUUGGGAGGAAAUUCACUGUACAGUCCACAUAAUUUAAAUCAAUGGGAUCUGACAGUGCUCAGACCCUUGUAGGCUGGACCCCAGAGCCUGCACACGAGGCGCCAGGAUAAAUAAAUGCCAAGAUCUAUUCUUCUGUCGGCGUGAAAGCCUGGGAUGAAAUACCACCCACAGCAGCAGCCUCUGUGGCAAGGGCUCCACGGCAGAUCCUUUCAUCCUUCAUUUCCAGCCUGCUUCCCUCAUUUACAAUUUCAACAAUUAAUGCUUUAAUAUUUCUUUCUUCAUGUUUCAUAUUUGCUUGAGAGGUGACUUGCAUUUGUUUUCCUUCAUAUCCAUGGAAUUUAAAAUCAGUGUAGAGAACUCCCUGUCUAGUGACCAUCUCCUCCCUACCUGGGGCCAGCCUUGUAUCUCACAACCCACUCUGGAUUGAGGUGUGGGUGCUGAGCACUGUUGGGACCUCACAGAGAGGAUGGCUGCAGGAAGAUGGGGAGACCCAGUGUCAGAUACUGCAGCCAGAGGGAAUAGGAGGUUUUUCCCCUUUUUUUGGAUUUCCACUUGCCACGAGAGUAAAUAUUAAUAAUUUAAAACGUGAUUGAAGAUGUUCAAUUGUAAAGGGAAAAAAGUACCAUUAAAUACUCAAAUCUUUUACAUUUGAAAUGUCAAAUCUUUCUUUUUGGGUUUAUAAAUAACUCAUAAUAACCCACAACAAACCAUAUAAAAAGCCUUUUAGUUGCAUUUCUCCUUUUUCAUUUAAGUGUUUUGAAAUGCUUCAGAGAAUUUGCGAUAUCCUUAUCAACAUGAUAAAAUAUGAAACUGUGAUUGCCUGCAGCAUUUUACAGACAUGAAUUCCAUCUUCACUGAUGAGGCCUGAUAAGGCGCUGUUGUAUAAUACAGUGCAUAAUCUCAAACCACCAGAGUAAGGAUUAAUUUAUUUGAAAAAAAGAAUGCUUGCUGACAACCUCUCCUCCAGCUGCCAAGCUGAGUAAAAAUAUUGUACAUUUGUUGUUUAUAAAUUUGGAUAAAAGAGGAAUGAUGUUUACUUCAGAUGGAAUAUCUUUAGACUCAUAUCUGCACAAGAGUUUUUCUUUCUCUAAGUAGAUUCUCCUAUCUUUAAAAAAUAAAAAAGGCAGCAGAACCUCUGCCUUUGGAGCAGGGUUUUGUACGUUUUCAGUCUGUGUCUGAACAGCUGAGUGCUUUAAAGCAGGGGGGGUGGUUUGGUGUGACUGCAAGGUUGGUGUUGCUGUUAAUUUUACUGAAGAGAAGCCAAACUCAAACCUUGGAAUUUGUCAGCAUAAGAGCUCCUCUGCUGUUUUUCAUCUGCAAAGGAGAUAAUUACCGAGGCUUCUUUCUCGUCCUCUCGGGGCCAUAAAGCAUUUCCUUUCCUUGUGAUAGAUGAACAGUUUUUUUAACGUAAACCCUCGCCAGGCUGGGUGCGGAGGUUUGAGGGGUGGCUGUGAUUGAGGGGCAACGGCCAGGCAGGCCCCACAUGAUGCCGUUGCACCUCCUGCCCCUUCCUCCUAGGACAGAGCGAUGUUGCCAUGGCCCGGAGUGCCGAGCCAGGCCGCGGGUCGUUUUGGUAACGAAGCUCGUCAUAAGCACAUUAGCAUAGGCUAACCUUUCCCUGCCGGGAAGCGUCCCUGCCAAGGCCGGGGGCGCCGGCAGCGCGGGGCCGGGCGGCUCUGGCGGGCUCUGCGGAGAGCCCUCCCCGUCACUUCCACUCAGCGUCCCCCAACUCAGGAGCCCCGCGCCUCCCUGUUCCUGACUGACAUAAAAAUAUGUAGCGACAAGCUGUCUGCCACAGCAGAAAUCUGAUCAGACAUUGAUUUCAGCAAUUGCCUCGAUCGGCCGAGACAUAAGGCAAAUUUGCUCCUGAGCGCUGCUCUGGCUGAGGCAGGUCUGACGCGGCGAGGGCCGGCGGCGUGCGGAGACAUGGAGCCGCGGCCGAAACGGGGGCCGCGUUUAGAGAUAAUUGGAGAACCGAUCCGAGCUGCCCCUUGCCGCUCCUGUGCUGGCAGAUGGUGUGUGCAGGGACCCGGGCUGGCUGGGUGCAGCAGCUCUGCAGAGGGCCGGAGAGAGGCGAUUCCAAACUUUGGGAGACGAGGGGGUUAAACACGGAUCACCUCAGACUCGUCUUCUCAGGGGAAAAAGCUGACGUGUCGGCUACAGGGAUGUUCUUCAUUAAAGCGCGGAUGGUCGCUGCAGAAAUCCCCAAGUCCUAAUUGCAGCCAACAUCUGGCUGAACAGCUCCUGCUUCUCCGUCUCGCCUUUCCGCUGAGGCUCGCUGUUAGCGCAGCUCCUGCUUCCAGCGGCCCUUGCCUAACGCCCACCGCUUUUUCCUUUCCCAAAUCCUGCAGCCAGAGGGAGCGUAGGAGAAUCUCCUUCCCAGAGCAUCUCCUCCCAAACCCCGCGCUCGCCAGGCUGAAACCUUUCAGUGUGCGGUGUAAUUAAUAUGCAUAAUUGUGUCAAUUGAAUUGUU